GAGGAGGAGGGGGCGGCGGCUCCGGAGCUAGCGCGCCUGCCCGGCCAGUGGCGGCUGCGACGGCGGCGGAGGCGCUCGGGUGGGCAGGAGGAGGGUCUCCGGGCCGGGGCGGCCGGGCCCCAUGGGCGGGUGUGUGGGCUCCCACCACGACUCCUCGGGCAGCCUGAACGAGAACUCGGACGGCACCGGAGUUGCACUGGGUCGUAAUCAGCCCCUGAAAAAGGAGAAACCCAAAUGGAAAAGCGAUUAUCCAAUGACAGACGGACAGCUACGCAGCAAGAGAGACGAAUUUUGGGAUACAGCACCAGCUUUUGAAGGUCGCAAGGAAAUCUGGGAUGCUUUGAAGGCUGCAGCACAUGCAUUUGAGAACAAUGAUCAUGAAUUGGCACAAGCAAUCAUUGAUGGUGCAAACAUAAUGUUACCCCAUGGUGCUCUUACAGAGUGUUAUGACGAACUGGGAAACAGAUACCAGCUUCCUGUCUACUGUCUGGCCCCGCCUAUCAACAUGAUUGAAGAGAAGGGUGACCUAGAGACUCUGGAUAUUCCUGAUCCACCACCCAACUCUGGCCACGAGUGCCAGCUUCGUUUACGUCUUUCCACUGGCAAAGACCUCAAACUUGUAGUCCGCAGUAUGGACACCGUGUAUCACAUGAAAAGAAGACUGCACACGGUGGAGGGUGUGGAGCCCAGCAGUCAGCGAUGGUUUUUUUCAGGCAGGCCAUUGGCAGACAAAAUGAAACUGGAGGAGCUCAAAAUACCAAGGGACUAUGUGGUGCAAGUCAUUGUGAGCCAGCCCUUAAACCCCACCCCAGUGGAAAACUGACUUUGCCCGUUUGUCUCUCCUUUCUUCCUCUCGCUCUUUUUAUCACGUGAGAACUUUUUUUUCACUCUUUCCACCUUCUAUCCUGUUAAUGGAUUGGUUCCAAGCAAUGACCAGCAAAAAUUCCAUCUGUGAUGGAGUUUUAGGGGACAUACACACACACAUAAACACAGACAGAGUCUAGAAACUGCCCCAAAGAGUUUGCCCAGUUUUAACGUUCAAAAGCACAGCAAGAAACUCCUAACAAAAUUAAUGGGAAGAUGUGUUUGCAUGAGGGAACUUGUAGUUUAAACAUGAUAAGAGUUGUAAACAAUGCUUUGAAUUGUAAGUGAAGUAUUGAUCCACGAUGGUAGAAAGCACUUUUUUUAAAGGAGUCAACCAAAUUGAAGUAUUUCAUGAAAUCAGCAACGCUUACAGUGCAGCCAAUCAGAGUAGCUGUUCUGGUAGAUCUAAUGUGCUGUAAUAUUUGUAAGGAUUGUUUCUCUUCUGGUUUCACUUACUUGCUCAAUGAGGCUACUACUUAAAGAGGGUGAUAAAGGGCCAUGAGACAGACCUUUUGCAUAUAUUCUGAUGAUGGCAUGAUCCCUAGUGCAGGCUUUUAUACAAGGUUUGGUACAUUCCAGCUUAGCAACAAAUUGUCAUUUGCUUUAGCACAUGAUAAAUACUGCCUUCUGAAAAAAAAUCAGGCAAUAAUUUAAUACAUGCAUAUAUUUUACAGAACAUCUCAUGAAAUGAAACAUUAGUGGCUACAAGGAAACGUCUAUUAUUUACUGGCUCCAGAAAACGGGCUUACCAAAUUAUUGUAUACAUUGCUGGUCUAGUUGAAAAGCUAUUUACUGGAGGAGCACCAGCUAAAAAAGGACACACAACGUCUAUUACUUAGUAUACUAAUGCUUUCGCUCAACAAUUGUAAAUGUCUUUGAUUCAUAGCAAUAUUUGUGAAAACAAAAGAGAAAAAGCACAGGAACUUCAAGUCAUACAUAAGACAAGGCAUGCGGCUUUCUGAUCAGCAUCUUUUGGAUAUAGUUCUUCCCACUUGAGUUUCAUGUUUGCUACCUAUAAUUUGGAUUGAGAUGUAUAAUCUUGGUCAAUAGUUCUAUAUAUGUCCCUCUGUCUUUCAAGAGAAAUGAAAAGAAGGAUUAAGACUUCUUGGCAGGUAAAAAUACCACAGUUCCUAGAGCAGUCUAAUCACCCUAACUUUACAGAACAUCACUAGAUCUUGGAAUACAAAGAAGCGUUGUGCUGUACUUUCCCCAGAUCUAAAGGCAUUUUGGAAUCUUAUUAGAGGUGGGAAGUUUAUAGAAAUAAGUCGAUUUUAUGGGUUCAUGAAAAAUGGUUCACGUCCAAUGAACUUUCCCAUAAGAGAGAAAAGUUCAGGUGUCCUUUAACUUUCCUGCCAUUGUUUCAGUUAUGCCUUUUUCACACACACGUGUCUGACAGCGUAUAGACCUGUGCAUCAGAAUGGAUAGGUCUCUUUUUCUAGUUAGUAAAUUUCAAAAUACCUUUCAUUUGUCACUAGCAAUAUCAUUGAGUAUUCACCCUUUAAAAUGUGAAAGCACUUUGGGGGAAAUUGGUAAGGAUUUUUGAUAUAUAUUCUGUUAAAUUUGAAUGAACACUGAAUGAAUCAAUCUUAAAACAGAUUGUCCCUUUUAAAAGGUUGAUCUAGUUCUUUUGAGGCUUCUCAGAACUUCUGUUACGUCAUUUGUUCUGGUGUGUUUUGAUGUGGACAUAACUUGUGUUAGCAGUGCUGUUAAGUUUUCAGGUAACUUUCACUAACUACUUUCUCUUGCUAAGCACCAAAUCUACUUGUCUGUUUGCAUGUGGUGCUCUUUUUCAAAUUUUAUCUUAUUAUGUUGACUUGAAAAGCAUGGACUUUGGUCCACUGAUAGUGCAAUCUAGAGUGGACAUUUUCUCUUUGCAUUGAAAAGAGCUACACUAAAGUGUCCUACAUACUAAUUUAGCCUUACUUGGGUUAUUUUUGCUGUGACAGGUAGGAACUACUAAACCAAUGGAUUGAACCUUUCAAGAUCAAAGGGAUUCCAGUGUAGAAAAGACUACAAGUUUUUAAAGGCAGACGUGAUAGUCUUUGUCGUAUUUGAAACUACAUGCCAUACAGACCUGAAUGUAUCAUUGUGUAUCACAAACACAGCAGUCUUUUCCUGCCUGGUCCUCUCAAUGUAUUUGAGGUGUAAAUGCUGAUAACAAUACCUGGCAGUAACACGGAGCCAAAGAGGAUCUGUGUUCUAGACAUUAGCUAAGUUCCUCACUUUCCCUGGUACCAUGAUAACUUUCACCACUAUUAAAAACAAACCAUUAAUUAAGAUAAAACAAUACAGAUCCUGCAUCUCUCUCUAAAGGUGUAUGAUAACAUUCUUAACUGUGAAUCUUUCCUAGCUCAUCCCACAUGUUGAAUUUUAAGCAAACUGGAUCGCUGCUCACAAACUUUAAAAGCUUCGUAUGCCUCUUGGGUUUUCAGCCAUGCAGUUGAUGUUUAAUACAGUUCCUUUGCCUUUCAAAAUGCCAGUGUUGCUAUAUUGUGUGUAAGCCAUGGCCUUUACAUACCAGAAACAUGCCUCACAAAAUAAAGUACAUACCCGUUCUUUAUUUUUUUCGUUAUGAAAAGGGACAAGAUUAUUAUAGCUGUUAAAGAGUGAACCAAGCUAUGAGUUGGCUAGUAUAAUCUCUGCUGUCCUUUUUAGAAUGUGUUUUUCAAGAUUUUUGGAAAUAAUUGUUUCUAAAUCAUGUUGCUUGAUGGUACAGUUUUCCACCUAGCAUUUUAACGAUUUGGUAAACAGCUUCAAAAGUCACUGGCUGUAAAAUGCUCUGCAGGAACCUGAGUGUUCUCAGAGAACAAUUACAAGAAGAUAUUUAAGCACCUCUACAUCCCACACACAGACAUUCUUUAACCUCUUUUCAUGAUUACAGUGGAAACUCUACAGGAUAGAAUUUGAUUCUUUAAAAGAAAUGCUACUGUACUCUUUCACCAAUUAUUCACAUUCUUUUCUUUCAUAAAUGCGUACAAAUUAGGGUGUGUGAAGGAAUAAAAAUGUUUUUGGGCGGCAGUUUUAAAGGGGACGAUAUGCAAAUAGCUAGAUAGUGCUGUCCUGUAAAAAACCAAGGCGCCUCACUCCCAUCCUUUCAAUUAUAAUGGAGUGGUUUUGCCAGAAAACGUUGACAAUUCCAUUGAAAAUAGCAAAGAUUCUGGCAGUAAUGAAGGGCCAUUUUAAAAUUUGUGCAUAAAUCUAUGUGAGUGGUAACCUAAUAUAUAUACCUCCCUUUUGCAUUCAAGGAUUGUUGUCUACCCUUUCAAGCUCACUGUCUCUGAACAGAAGUAAUCCCUCAGGAAUCAUGAACUGCACAUAUCUCAGAACAAAUAGGAGCCAUUUAUAGAGGCCGUUUUCCCACUGAGCUUACUUCGGAGCGACGUCCCUCUUCACCGCGCAGCGUCUGCGCGGAUUUCCCACCAACUGCUCCGAGGCUGCUCCAAGGAACCAGGAGGUUCACGACCUUUCGUCGCAAAUGUAAACCGCCAAAAACCAGUUUACAUUUGCGACGCAAAAGCCGUGGGACUUUGCGGCUCUUCCGGGUUCUGCAGAGCAGUUGGUGCGAAAUCCGCGCAGGCUCUGCACGGUGAAGAGGGACGUCGCUCCGGAGUAAGGUCAGUGGGAAAACGCCCAGAGUUUGUUCUUCCCUCCAGGGGGAGCUAUUUUUAAGGGAUAAACUUGACUAGAGAUAAUGAAUAACCUUUGAUCAAUGAUGUGAUGCAAGGCAAGUAUUCCCUUCACUGCUUUGAAAUGGCAUUUAAAAUAAGGAAGUUAAAACUGUUGGUUUCAUUGGUGAGUCUAUAACCCUCAGCGGUUUCAUUCAUUAUUCUAAGGGAAGAGCAAUUCAAGCAAGCACUGAAGUGCAUCUCCAGUCGAUUUUUUUUUGUACUUAGACUGGCUCCAGUCUUGCUACCAGAUUUCCCUAUUUCAUAAUGGAGAGUGACCAUCCUAGUCUAGAACCUGUGACCCCAGGCUGAUUGAUUUAAGAUGACGUACUACGAAGGCAAAACACUUUAAGCUAUCAAGUGCAAGGAGUAACUGGACAGUUUUCAUUACAUCUAGAACAGAUUUGCUUACCACUCCUAAUCAACAGUCAGCCCCAUGGUAGUGAGUUAUUUCUAGAAGCUCACGAUAGCAGCAGGUCUGUUAGCAAAGAGACUUGGUUUUUCAUGCCUGUUAUUGCAGAGGUGUUACUAGCACGUGACCCAGAAAUAAUAGGCUCCAUAAUCUGCUUGUCCUGGAAGAGCUUGAAAGGCAAAAGAACAGCAGUGAUGGUUAUGCAACAUUACCGUCCUCCAUAUUUUGAAAAAGACAUGUAAGGAGUUUUGGUCAAGUGCAUAUUUGUAGCAUGAGGCUCACACACGGUCUGCCCCGCUACCAGUUGCUUAGGAUGAACAGCGAAUUUAAGGAAACUGACACCUCAGUUGGUUUUAAUACUUUUCUCGUUCAUAAAAAGAUAUUACUGGGAAAAAAUGUCAUUGAAAUGCCAGCGGGUAAACUGGGCUUAGAAGCAUAUUGGUGGGCAAAGAGAAUAUCUUCUGCUUUUUUAAAAGUUCCAUGGUUCAUUUACCAAAAAAAAAAAAAUCAUCAAGAAGAUUUGUCUGACGAAGCACUGAAUUCAGUUAGGUGACAAUGUGUGAUGUAACAAAAUAAUAAUUGUAAACUAACAAGAUGAGGAUAAUGGCCCUGCAUAUUAAGUCCAUUGGUAGUCAUGGGAAACAAUUUUUAAAAACCUCACACCUAGGUUAGUGCAGGUUUGCAUUGUUUUAAAAAAUUCAUUUUAGCAUUGCAGUCGUUGACAUAUUAAUCUCUUAACAGGCCUCUGUCCUGUUGUUUAAUGGUUAUGCAUAUACCUCUGGAACUAGUUUUCUAGCAGAGAUCAUGUCCUCUUUUUUUUUUUACAGAUCUGUGCCUGCCUGGAAUAUUUUAAACUUAAGAGGAUAUGAAUCUUUGUUUAAAUAGUUGCUAAACAAGUUUCUUUAGUUAUUUGGCAAUAAUAUUCCAUCCUGGGGUCUAUCUCUAUUGCAGCCCUCUUUUCCCAAGCGUAAAAAUGGACACCUAACAAUGUGAAUGGUGUAAAGAACUAUUAUCUCUGGGAAUAUUUGAAAUGAUCUAUUUUUUCAAUAUGUUAAUUACAAAGCAAGUGAAGCAACACUGUCAAGAACUUAACUGGCUCUUUUGAUUAAUAGCUGUUAGUUUUUUAAAAAAAUUGUUCUGUGUCCAGUGAGUAUUUUUUGAUUUAGUUAAGCAAUUCUUUUGCACUCUGUCUCUCUCUCUUCACUUUACCUGCAUGUACAUUUUUUGUUCCAUUUAACAGGAGCCCAGGAUCAUUCCAGAGAUGUAAUACUCCUUUCCAAAGUGGCAUGUAUUGUAGUGUGUAUCAGCAAGCUUAUAAGCACAAAUAAUAUAAAGGUAAACAAAGGAUAAAUCAGUUUAUUCAAUUAAGAGAUUUGAACUUUACUGGUCUGAUCUUCUAGGGCAAUCCGUGAAAAAAAAUAUGGUCAGUUCCUUUAAGGAUGGUCAUGCAUCUGGAUAUUUCUUGAUACUGUGCAAAUGAUCCAUGGAACCAAACCAUAAUGUCAAAAUCAAAAAUGUAAGCGCGAUUAUCAUCAUGAGGAAUAUUAAGAAUGCAACUGGUUACAUGGCUCCCUUUUCCGGCAACUGAACCCAGCUAAAGACGGGACAAAAGUUUAAUGGAAUUAAAAAACAAAACCUAACACCGCAUAAUAUGCUGGGGCUUUAACUGAAAUAACAAUAUGAUCUUGAGUCAAGAACCUUACCGGUGCCUCUCUUCUCCAUGUCCUAGGAAUGUCUAGAAACUGGAGAUAGCCUUUUGAGCAAUGUCUACAAUGUUGUGCACUAGGCAGCUGGAGUUGUGUAAAGACACUCUUCUUUAAUGCGUUUGUGAGCAAAGGACUUGGGUUUUAUGUCCUGUUUGCCUCAUGGUAGUGGCUUCCAAAGAUGGCUGGUACCAUCAAUUUGUAUUUCUUGAAUAAAUACCUUCUCUUUUCUGGUAAACCCUUUUUUGUACAGUGUUUGUUGUGUGCUAUGUAUCAAGCAUUCAUGUAACUUGGAUAAGAUGGUUGGUAAUCUAGUACCAAUACAGAAGCGGUAUCAGUGGCUAAAAAGGGAAGAUGGGUGAGGGGGGAUUACAAUGAUGUGACAUUUCCCCCUGUAACUUUUAUAAAAUUAAAGCAUCUUUUAGCUGUA
Heteronotia binoei (common prickly gecko) is the source of this 7074-nucleotide messenger RNA. It is a transcript of the gene UBTD2, whose product is annotated as ubiquitin domain containing 2. The transcript has 3 exons. The record is from RefSeq and is a predicted model, not a curated record. Gene Ontology annotation, molecular function: protein binding. NCBI's taxonomy places the organism in Eukaryota, Metazoa, Chordata, Lepidosauria, Squamata, Gekkonidae. Bases 122 to 823 code for a protein of 233 amino acids.